Messenger RNA from Hibiscus syriacus, 429 nucleotides. RefSeq names its product sister chromatid cohesion 1 protein 4-like. The transcript is spliced from 4 exons. NCBI's taxonomy places the organism in Eukaryota, Viridiplantae, Streptophyta, Magnoliopsida, Malvales, Malvaceae. The coding region runs from base 1 to 429 and encodes 142 amino acids. The record is from RefSeq and is a predicted model, not a curated record. Gene Ontology annotation, cellular component: cohesin complex; synaptonemal complex. Gene Ontology annotation, molecular function: chromatin binding; protein binding. Gene Ontology annotation, biological process: synaptonemal complex assembly; replication-born double-strand break repair via sister chromatid exchange; mitotic sister chromatid cohesion.
AUGCUUGAUUACAUGAAACUUGACUCUAUUCUGUUUCCUGAUGUACCAAUUGCGCACCGAUUGUCCAGUCAUCUUCUUCUGGGAGUGGUGAGGAUAUAUUCUAGAAAAGUGAAUUACCUAUUUGAUGAUUGCAGUGAAGCCUUGCUUAAGAUAAAGCAAGCGUUUCGUUCCACUGCAGUUGAUUUACCACCCGAAGAAUCCACUGCACCCUACCAUUCAAUCACUUUGCCUGAGACUUUUGAUCUUGAUGAUUUUGAGCUGCCUGACAAUGAGGUUUUUCAGGGUAACUACGUUGAUCAUCACAUUAGCUCAAGAGAGCAGAUUAAUCUUCAAGAUACCACGGAUGGUGUGGUUUACUCCACGUCACAAUUUGGAUUAGAUGAGCGGUUUGGCGAUGGGGAUACUUCUCAGAUUGGUCUCCUUGAUUAG